GAGCACGUUGCGUGACGAGCGUGAAGAUACCAUUGGUACCCAGUACCGUACUGAAAACGUUUGUUUUUAGUGGUUAAGCACAAUGGCUUCGUCUUCGACAAGGCUACAGUCUAAUGAUUGGGUUCAUUACUGCUUCAAAGUUAUUAUCAUCGGUGAUUACAAGGUGGGAAAGACGUCCCUUCUAUGCAAGUACACUGGCCAUCAAUAUCGCUCACCAAGCUCGACCAUAAGCGUAGACUUCCGAGCAAAAAAUUUGGAGAGGAACGGAAAGAGGGUCAAACUCCAAAUCUGGGAUAUAGCUGGACAGGAAAGAUUCCGUACGGCUGUGGCGAGUUAUUAUCGUGGAGCAGUAGGAGUAAUUCUGGUUUAUGAUGUUACGAACAGAGAGUCUUUCCGUAAUAUUGGAUACUGGUUAGUCCAAUUUUUGUCGGCUAUAAGUUUUAGUUUCGAAGUCUAACGGCGAUGUUCACAUUUUUACCUAUAGCGUGAUGCUUAAUGAAUUUUUGUCCUCAACUUGAUGCAAAAAGGUCAAAACUUAAACGAUCGAGGUCGAAUUAUAUAUGUUGACAGAGUGAAAGGUUGAAUUGCAUUUGUUCAUAGUAAAACCAUUGGAUAAUUUAAGAACAAAUACAUUUCACACCAUAAACUAAUUGAAAAGCGGAAGUAUUCUGUCUAGGCACUCGUACUUUCAGCUAUUGAAUCUUUCCCUCUUUCUCUUCCGAUCCUUUGGCGUAACAGAGACUGAUACUAUCAUUUUCUAACUAAGAUGUGAUCAUAAUCACGAGACCCUGAAACUUUUACAACCAUUCAAGUAUCGAAACUGCUUUUCGAGUUGUUAUGUUCAGGAGAGGCUUUUACAGGUGUCAUUCGAUCAAAUCGUGAUCGUCAUCAAAUUGUCAUCAGACGAAUCAUCCUGAGUUGCACAACCAGAGAAAUUACGGUGGAUUAUCGUGUCUGCAGACGAGGAGUUUUUGUCUUGUGUCGCUUUUUUGCAUCGAGCAUCGUGCACGAAUCAUUUGCUUGACUGACUCGUACUUCACGCGAAAUGUGAUUGAAGUAAAAUUUGCAUAUUCGCUCCUCGAUAGCACACACGAUUUCACCUUAACGUUAUUCCUAAUUUCUGCAGGCAUGAACAAAUGAGGAAAUUCUGUGACCCACAUGCGAAAGGAAUUCUUGUGGGCAAUAGAUGUCACUUGUCUCACUUACGAGAAGUCCAAGCGGAGGAAGGAAAAACUUUUGCAGAACACCUUGAGCUACCUUUCUUUGAAACAAGCACAGAGAAGAAUAUCAAUGUCAUUGCAUGUUUUGAUGAACUGGUUGACUCUAUUAUUGAACAAAUGGAAAGAGGAAGGCAGAUACGGGAAUUAACAACACUUGUGCUUCCAGCCAGUGGCGAAGAAAAUAGGAAUGUUGAAGCAUGUGCAUGCACGAUACUAUGA
This is a messenger RNA of Pocillopora meandrina, 1439 nucleotides long. NCBI's taxonomy places the organism in Eukaryota, Metazoa, Cnidaria, Anthozoa, Scleractinia, Pocilloporidae. The record is from the annotation of a GenBank genome assembly.